GUAUGUUAACUUAAUUGCAAGGGGUUGAUUUUACAAGCAGUGCACUGCAUUUUAUUUUUUCAUUCCCAAACCGGAAAUAUCGUUAUUAGCUGAGCCAACUUUACACAGCCUGAACUUCGAGUGAAGUAUUCGGAGACGACACAAGAAACAAAGUAGUGGUUCGACUCGCGCUUACAUUAAAUUCGAUACAGUGGGUGUACGUUUGAUUAAUGUCAUUUUUUUUACAUUUUCUUAUUACUAACGAGGCCAACUCUUGUCCCUUUUUUUUUUUUUUACUUAUUUAUUUAUUUAAUUUGACCUGGAUUUGUUUCGUUUCCUAGUUUGUCAGCUAACACCCAAUCCAGGGAGAUAAUUUGCUCGGGUCUAAUCCCGAGUGUGUGUGUGUUAAUCCUUUCACACUUAGUGCUGCACAACAGUUGGAGGAAGUCCAGCAGGAGGAGUGUCUAUAAUCUUAUCGGCCGUGAAGUUAAAUAUAUUGAGGUUCCGGGUAAAUGAGUAACAACACGGAGGCUCCUCUCUCAAUCAGCUGGGACUCUGAAGAUUCACGAAAGCAUUGAACUUUCCGAGGAAGUAUGCGGGGCAAACUCAACCGGAAACACGACGUUUGAAAGAAACCUCUAGUUUUUCAGAGCAACUCCACCAGAGACCCACCGGUUUGAAGGGGCAUGAAACCCCGACCGAACUUUACUCCUCGCAUAGAAGCGACACGAUGGCAUCAUGCGGAAGAAAGAGUCGAACCAAGUUAGUUCUUUGCCUUUUUGGCGUCACUUUGUUGGGGUAUCUAGUAUUUUUCAAACACCCAUCCGGGAAAGUCAGUGCUGCAAACCGACGUGAAGUCUCCGUGGAGGGAGAGGAAGAGAACGAACGGCUGAGGAGGCCCGUUUACGAGAAGCCCCCGCUGGAUUUUAAUGCCCUGGGUGAAAUGGGAAGAGCUGUUAAACUGAAUUUGAACAAAGAGGAGAAAAUAAAAGAGGAGGAGAGCAUCCAGACACACCAGAUUAACACCUAUGUCAGUGACAGGAUCUCACUGCACCGCAGUCUGUCAGAGAGAUGGAAUCCACUUUGCAAAGAGCUCAAGUACCACUACAAGACUCUGCCUACGACCUCCGUGGUGAUUGCUUUCUACAAUGAGGCCUGGUCUACCCUGCUGAGGACGGUCCACAGUGUGCUGGAGACUUCUCCCGACAUCCUCCUCAGAGAGGUGGUGCUGGUGGAUGACUACAGUGACAGAGAUCACCUGAAGGAGCCACUGGAGAGGUACCUCUCCGGGUUGAGGAAGGUGCAUUUGAUCCGGGCCACGAAGAGGGAGGGGCUGGUCCGGGCCCGGCUGCUAGGGGCAUCCAUCGCCACUGGCGACGUGCUGACUUUUCUGGAUUGCCACUGCGAGUGCCACGAGGGCUGGCUCGAGCCGCUGCUCAAGAGGAUCAAAGAGGAGCCCAAAGCCGUGGUGUGCCCCGUCAUUGAUGUGAUAGACUGGAACACCUUCCAGUAUUUAGGCAACCCCGGCGAACCUCAGAUUGGUGGGUUUGACUGGCGGCUGGUCUUCACCUGGCACCCGGUCCCACAGUACGAACAGAAACGCCGUCACUCGCCCACUGAUGUCAUCAGAUCUCCUACUAUGGCAGGCGGUCUGUUUUCUGUGAGCAAAAGCUACUUCCAUUACCUGGGGACAUAUGACACAGGAAUGGAGGUUUGGGGAGGAGAAAACCUGGAGUUUUCUUUCAGAAUUUGGCAAUGCGGGGGCAGCCUGGAGAUCCACCCGUGCUCCCACGUGGGUCACGUGUUCCCCAAAAAGGCCCCUUACUCACGGAGCAAAGCGUUGGCAAACAGCGUGAGGGCGGCAGAGGUGUGGAUGGAUGAGUACAAGGAGCUCUUUUACCAUCGCAACCCCCAUGCUCGACGGGAGGCCUUUGGAGACGUGACGCAGAGGAUGAAACUGAGAGAGAGCCUGGGGUGUAAAAACUUUAAGUGGUAUCUGGAUAACGUCUAUCCCGACAUUUUCGUCCCACACGAUCGACCGGGCAUGUUUGGAAUGUUGAAGAGUCGGGGAAAGACCAACUACUGCUUUGACUAUAAUCCUGGGGAGGACCAGGUGCUGGAAGGUCAUAGGGUCAUACUCUAUCCAUGUCACGGCAUGGGUCAGAACCAGUUUUUUGAAUAUUCGGUCGACGGGGAAAUAUGCUAUAACACCAGAGAUCCUGCUGGAUGUGUUGUGCCUGACAACAUCAGCACUUACCUGACUGUCCUUCAGUGCGUGAAACGAGGACAACCUAUUCCCAUGGACCAGAAAUUUAUCUUUCGAAAGGAUGGGAGUCUGUUCCAUGUCCAGACCCAGAAGUGUAUUGAAGCAGUGGACCAGACCGACGAUGGGACACCAGCCCCGGCUAUGAAGCCCUGCUCUGACAUCCCUCACCAAAAGUGGUUUUUUGAGGAGAAGCUGUAAACACUUAGCAUAUGUGGAGCAUCUCACCAGCUGAGGAUUCCUCUCUGAUCCCCCUUCCUAAUCAAACAUCCUCAUCUUCCAUGCAAUUACAGCAAAGUUCAUAUUUUCUAAGGCGUCUUGUGCACAAAACAAGACAAUAGGAAUUCUGACUAUUCUUCAAAGUGACUUGGUUCAAGACUUAGUGAUUAUCUAAAUUACUUACGGUGGCAUUCUGUUGGAGAGACUGUUUUAGCUCCCUUUGCUUUUUGCAAACAGAAAUAAGGACACAGAAACUUGUGCAUCGAUCCGACGGAAAUCACGCGUUUGUGAAUCUGCCAAAAGAGCUUCUUGUGUGGCUGGCUGAUGGUUUUUUUUUUUUUUUUUUUUUGAGCACAUCAUCAGGGCUUCUUUCUUGAUAUUUGGAUUUUCUCCUGUAGAGGGGGCUAACACUCCUCUCUGCGUUUGAUCCUUUCUGUCGGCGUGUCCUCGCUUCAUCAUGUGCCAGCGAGGACAAAUGAUUGGGCGUUUUAAUAGGAACCUUUUGAAAAGGUUGACUGCUCGGUGCUUCAUUAUAGCAGCAAGUUGAAAGCAAAGUCAUAGAUCGCAGGUGUUAGGCGGGAACCUAACCAUAACGCUGAAAAACACGGGAAACCGCACUGUUACUCUGCUUCGAUUUCACAUUUCAUGUGAAGUGAAAAUGUCAUGGGUCAUUUUUGAACAGUCCCACUCAAAAGUUUUCAUGCACUCAUCGUUCACAUUGAAUGCCAUUUAUCCUUUUAUUUAAACCGUUGUUUUACCAGGGUCGACUAUAACAUGACCUGCAACUUCACCGGCUUGAAAACACGAGAGUCAGACUUUGAAUUUAUUUAGGAUUUUCCCUAUUCCCAAUCGAAAAACACAGGCUCAAAUUUAUACAUUCUCCUCAAUUAACAUUUGAGUAAAUGUCCCUUAGCAGGUCGCACACAAACAUUGUAAGCCUUUGUUGCCCCUGAUGAGCUUCUGGCACAACUCGGGUAUUGGACCACUUCCUCUUUCAUUAAAAAUGAUGGAGCUCA
Messenger RNA from Poecilia reticulata (guppy), 3477 nucleotides. RefSeq names its product UDP-N-acetyl-alpha-D-galactosamine:polypeptide N-acetylgalactosaminyltransferase 12 (gene galnt12). Gene Ontology annotation, biological process: protein O-linked glycosylation. Lineage: Eukaryota; Metazoa; Chordata; Actinopteri; Cyprinodontiformes; Poeciliidae. Gene Ontology annotation, cellular component: Golgi apparatus. The record is from RefSeq and is a predicted model, not a curated record. Gene Ontology annotation, molecular function: polypeptide N-acetylgalactosaminyltransferase activity.